AUGCUUCCAUGUCUUGAGAAAGUCUAUUAGAUGGUUCUGUAAACUCAACUCUAAUUUCUCGAUAAUGAACAAAUACUAUAAAUUAGAUUGCAAGAUUCAUAUCGAUUGAUCUUGAAGAAAGAUUACUUGCAUAUCUAUAAUAAGGAUGACCCCUUUAUUUCUCUUUUGAUUUGUUUUCCAAAUUUAAUACAAUGGUACGUUGUGAAAGACCUAUUGAUUGGGUUUUCAAUAAACGGAUACGAAUUUACGAGUCAUCAAGGCAAUUUACUUAAGAAACUCAAAACUCUCUUAGGAGGGAGAAUGCUGUUCUCCAAGGUUCAAGACUUCUUCUAGCCCUAGAAGGUAUUGGGAAGUGGAAGUUCUUCGAAAGUGAUGGGUGUGACGGAGAAGGAAAGCGGAAACCAAUAUGCUGCAAAAUGUGUGAAGAAGGAAGAUAUGAGUUUUUAGGAAAUUGAAAUUAAUAAUCAAUUGUAGCAUCCUGCUUUUGUUAAGGUCAAGGAGGUGCAUCAAGGAGAGACCAGCUUUUACAUAGUGAUGGAUCUAUUGCAGGGUAAAACCUUAUAAUUGUUUCUUGGGCACCAUAAACCUUUCCAAUUGGAGUAGACAAAAUAAAUUAUGCAUGUAUAAUGAUCAAUAAAUAUGAGAGGCCUUGUUGGAGGGCAUAGAAUUCAUGCACUCCAAAAACAUUAUGCAUAGAGAUAUUAAACCUGAAAAUAUCAUUCUGGAGGUGAAAGGAGGGUAGGUUAGGUUGAAAAUAGUAGAUUUAGGUUUGGCUACUUAUAGCACACUGAGUAAAUUUAUUUGCAUAACCAAGUAGAGAAGUUCAAAAAUCCCAAAUGUGGCACUAUUGGAUUUGUGGCUCCAGAAAUCAUCAACUUAUAAAAUCCUAAUCACACUUAUGAUAAGGCCUGCGACAUCUUCAGUUGUGGAGUAAUCUUUUACAGACUGCUCACAGGCAGAGAUGUCUUUCCAGGAUCUAAAUUUUCCUAUGUUUUUGAACUCAAUAAGAAGUGCAAUAUUGAUUUCACCUAUCUAACUUUGCAAAAACUGCCUGUUAAUUUGACAGUAUGCAUUUGUAUUAUUGAGGAAUCUUGUUUAAAGAAUGUUAUCAAGAGAUCCUAAAUUGAGACCUACAGCCACUUAGUGUUUGAAUCACGAAUUUUUUAAGAACAUUCAAAAAUACAGUGUCAUCCAAAAAAAGCAAGGGUUUUUGUAGUCCAAAUAGCACACUGUUGAAUUCAGUUAGGAUCAAGACAUUUAGGAGUAUUAAGGAUCGUUUGUGACUACAGAGAGAAUGUAGUAUUCAAGCUAACCCAGAUAACAACAAAA
Molecule: messenger RNA, 1329 nt
Organism: Paramecium octaurelia
Lineage: Eukaryota; Ciliophora; Oligohymenophorea; Peniculida; Parameciidae
Source: the annotation of a GenBank genome assembly